CCCUCAGCGGACGAGAAGAUCAAACGGUCCAUAGUGCAGGUACAGAUGUUUGGUGAGAUUGAUAAGGCCCUGUUGCUGGUACAGGCGGGUAGUUUGGCCUUUGACCUGCAAAGCAAACUGCAACUGGCGAUGCAAACGGUCGAGAAAGGACUCUCUGAGGCGCCCUUACACGUGCAAGAGCGCAAGAAUGCUGCCAAAGAGAAGGACAACACUUUACCGUCGGAUAUGGUGCUGACAUUCUCAAUGCCAUUGGCAGCAGCACAGGUCACCUACGGCGAUGUCGAGUUUACGGGCGACACCUGGGUCAACAAGGGCAUCCCAUGUGUACGACUGCAGUCUACAGAUACUGUACUCUUGGUCAGCAGGUAA
Sphaeroforma arctica JP610 is the source of this 369-nucleotide messenger RNA. RefSeq lists its product as hypothetical. NCBI's taxonomy places the organism in Eukaryota, Ichthyosporea, Ichthyophonida. The record is from RefSeq and is a predicted model, not a curated record. The annotation marks the transcript as partial. The transcript is spliced from 2 exons.